UGUAAAGGGCAUGCGCAAAAUAUACUAACUGUGAUUGGUUGCAUUAGCUACAACUUUUGUGACUGUGACUUUUGGGAAGACAUAUUUAAAAUGGGCAAAGUCAUUCAAAAUAUAUAUAUGUACAUUGCCUUAUCGAAAGUGUUUACAAUAUUUUACACAUUAUUAGGGCAGCUUGUUCAUAAAAAGAAAUAGCGACUAAGCGAUGGCUAUGUACAAGUUCUGGCUUGAAUCAGAGCGCUUCGUUUUUGACGGAAAUAGCCGAAUGUUUCCGACUGCUGCCAACUUGCCAAGUUUCUUCAAGAUGGCGUUAAUCAGAAGGGGAAAGAGCUUAUUGGUUCAAUCAUCAGUUCCUCUCCAGAUCCUGAUCUACCUCAAUGUUGCUUAUUUUGUCUUUUAUUUUUUAGCCACGCUGCUCAUGAUUAUUUACAAAUGCCAGGUGUUCAGUUAUCCCGACAGAUACCUUGCUCAAGAUCUGGGGCUACUCUUCGUUAUGGCAGUCCUAGAACCUCUGAGACUGUACUUAGGAACAAAGGGAAAUUUGAUGGAAAAAGAGAUCCCUUUAGGAGCGAGCCUGAUUCUCACAACAGGAAAUAUCCUUCUAUCCAUAUACUUCUUAGUAUGGGAGACAUAUAUCCUUAGAGCGGACGUGAUUAUCAACGCCAUUCUUCUAGUCUUGUACGGACUGGAAGUGAUCCUAGGAGUAUUCGCCAUUGCUGCAUUUUUCCGAUAACAGAGCAAUUCCUAUCUUGUGUAUAACCAGUUGUUAAAAAAAAACUUUGGUAUGAAAAAUUCUUACUAGGUAAUUUAUUUUUAUACAUCAUUUCAAAAAGUAUUUUUAGAUAAAAAUGUAAAGUGUAUACCGAUUAAUUACUAUGUACAAGUUUUCUUUAUUUCAAAAUAAAUUGUUCUACUAGUAAAUGUUUGGAUAACACAUGUAACACACAUUCUUCAAUAAAGAAGAGGCUAACCCGAUGUACGCAAAAAGCCAAACUUUAAAUAUUGCGAUCGAGUUAACAUAUCCCCCCCCCCAAAGAAGUCAAUGGAGCAAAAAAGGGGGGGGGGAUCUAUCACUUUACUCACACGCAAACCCGAAUGCAUAUUCUCAAGUGUGCUAAACCAACAUGAAAAUAUUAAUAUUUCACAUUUCAAUGUUCUUCACAUACCUGAAUGUGUUCUAUUUAUUCAUAAAUACAUAUUUUUACAUAUACCUGAUGAUAUUUUGGUACAAUAUAUAAAUAUAUAUAUGUCUAA
Bombina bombina (fire-bellied toad) is the source of this 1251-nucleotide messenger RNA. RefSeq names its product transmembrane protein 80 (gene TMEM80). Lineage: Eukaryota; Metazoa; Chordata; Amphibia; Anura; Bombinatoridae. Gene Ontology annotation, cellular component: ciliary transition zone. The transcript is spliced from 5 exons. The record is from RefSeq and is a predicted model, not a curated record. Bases 203 to 730 code for a protein of 175 amino acids. Gene Ontology annotation, biological process: non-motile cilium assembly.